CAUUAUGCUCUCAAGAUUGUUUGCUGCAGCAGAGUUAGGAUUUCUUGCCAUAAGCCGUCUUUGCCUCAGCCACACGUCCGGAGAACAGCACUUCUGCACAGGACCAGCUGCAGGCGACGACAUAUACAGAGCCCUUUCAAGCAUACCUCCUACCAGGAUGUAUGCCUUGUACCUCCUCGUUAUGGCGUUUAUUGCACUUCAUACGCUGUCUACGGGAUGUCCCUUCCACCAUCCACCAUCGGAACCGUCGACACCAUCCGUCUGCCACACCAAGUGCCCUUCAGGAUGGCACAACUACCUUGAGAAUCAUUGCUUCGUCAUGGUCGGGGAACGACUGCCAUGGGCGAAGGCAGAAAAACGUUGCCACGAGCUCGUCCUAGAAGCAUGUGGACAGGGUGUGAUGGGCCAUCUGGCCUCCAUCAACGGCGAGGCAGAAAACAGCUUUGUCCACGUCCUGUGGCGGCGCAUGGGCCGCGGGGACCUGGCAAUUGACACGCUAUAUUGGAUCGGACUCACCAAACAGACCGGACAAUUGCAAUGGACGGAUGGCUCCCAACCGCUGUACGCUAACUGGGACACCGGCGUCGAAGAAAAUCUUGACAGCAUCGACGGUGUCUGCGCUUACGUGUCUGGUUCUGGAAGAAGCCAGGGACGGUGGGACGCUGGUGAUUGCAGACGACCGAUGGAUCGAGUCAACGGUCUCCCGUUCGCCUGUGAGCUAGCCCGAAAUCCGGACUUGGUUCAGCCCUCUGCAAUUCCUGGACCUGCAUAGAUGGAGCAGAGCGCCAUCUAUGCCGAAAAAGAAUUCGUUUGUCGGGAGCCCGAAGGACGUUAACUUUGUGUAAAAGAUAUAACUUCCCUUCUGGCUUCAACAGACUUGUAAAUACAGAGUGACAACUGCCAUGCUUCAAUUCCGGUGGGGAUUCUUUUUGAGUCUGGUCUUACGAGUAUGAAGAAUUUGACUUUGAAUCCUAAUGAUUGCUUUUCUUCUCGUUCUUUAUCUAAUUAGAAAAUAAAUGUGAUUUCCAAAUAAUUCAAUCAAAACGCAUCGUACUU
Molecule: messenger RNA, 1056 nt
Organism: Strongylocentrotus purpuratus (purple sea urchin)
Lineage: Eukaryota; Metazoa; Echinodermata; Echinoidea; Camarodonta; Strongylocentrotidae
Product: neurocan core protein-like
Exons: 3
Coding region: 5-772 (255 amino acids)
Molecular function (GO): signaling receptor activity
Source: RefSeq, a predicted model, not a curated record